Molecule: messenger RNA, 1553 nt
Organism: Drosophila willistoni
Lineage: Eukaryota; Metazoa; Arthropoda; Insecta; Diptera; Drosophilidae
Product: dnaJ homolog subfamily B member 12
Exons: 3
Coding region: 444-1484 (346 amino acids)
Biological process (GO): cellular response to misfolded protein
Cellular component (GO): endoplasmic reticulum membrane
Molecular function (GO): Hsp70 protein binding
Source: RefSeq, a predicted model, not a curated record
AAAACAUUUAAUUGCAUUAAAAUCUGUCUAAAAUUAUGUUUAGAACCAACGUGAGUGCAAAUACCGUGUAAAUUUUCGCCUAACGAAAACCUGUAAUGGCCUGAAACGAUCCUGCGCGAUUAACCCAACAUUCUGUGUUUUUUUGAUAGAUAAAAUUCGACUUCUCAAAGUGGCAAACACACUUUGCUUUUUAUUUCAUAUUGAAAUUGAAAAUCAUAAUAAAUUUUUAACGUCAAUGUUUGACGAGUUUACACAGAUAUUCAUACACAUUGUCUUAAACUAUUACGCUUACGAUUAUUUAGCACUUGUUUUAAGUGCCGCUUGAAUGUGCAAAAUUAUAAGUUUUAGUUGUAUUCCAAAGUUUUUUUAAACAAAUUAAACGAAAAUUUUGUGUACGCACGCUGCUCCGACGACCAUCUUUUAAAAAGGAAACUAAACACAUUAUGGAACAAGGAGACAAAGUACAAAGCGAUGCUUCACCGCCGCCGCCAUCGUGCAGUGAUUUUGUGGUCACUGAAUUGAGUUUGGGCAACUAUGAAAAGGCCAUGACUCUGAUUAAUAACAGAAUCGCCGUGCUCAAAGAUCAAGAGGAAAUUCUAGAGCUAUUGGAGCUGAAGAAUAUCAUUAUAAGAUUACGUAUUCGACGUAAUGGAAAGGUGUUUCUGGGACCCACACACAAGUCGGAUGCGCUGCCUUUUGCCUUCACCCUCGAGAUGUUAGAUGUGGUGCAGAAAGUGUUGCGUUGUCGCAAUCAUUACGAAGUGCUGCGAGUCUCGCAUCAUGCUACCUACUCGGAGGUAAAACGUGCCUACAAAAAAUUAGCAUUGCGUCUACAUCCAGACAAGAAUCGGGCACCCGGUGCAAGCCAAGCCUUUCGUCGGAUUAGCGAGGCAGCUGAUUGCCUUACAGAUAGCCAAAAGCGAAUUGAAUACAAUUUACUAAUCGCUGUGGGUGACUACUAUGGACAAACCCGUUGUGACAUAAAGAUUCCAACACCUCCAUCCCGUACCCCACCACGUCGUCCCUAUCAACCUGCUAAUCAACGUACCCCUCAACGUCAGUGGAGUGAUACUGAACAAAUGGUCAUAGGUGUAGCAGCUGCAGUGGUUUUCAUUUUCAUUACCAUGCAUUAUAUGUCUUCGUCCCCAAAUUACAGUUUCACCGAAUCCAGCUAUUACAGUGUGCGGCGUUUGACUCGUCCUAGCCAGAUAACUUACUAUAUUCCACCCGAUAUUGCCGCUAAACUAACACCAGACCAAUUCCAAAAAAUGGAAAUCGAAGUCGAGCAAGUCUUUUUUACGGAAUUGCGACAAAAUUGCAAACAGGAACGCAAAUUGCGUGAAACCCUUAUGCUACGUGCCAGACAGGGCGGAAAUCGUAAUCUUCACGAUCAUGCUAAUAAAAUGCCCACACCAUCCUGUCAGGCUCUCGUUAAAAUGGGCGUGACUAAGCAUAAGCCAAUGAUGCUGGAAAAAUCACGUUAAAAAUUUUUAAAAAGUGUGCUUAAUAUAGAAUUAAAUUGUAUGAAAUAAAGACAUUCAAUUAUUUCUUAA